GUAAAGUAACACAGCACGCGAUGCGAUCCCAUAUCAAUGCCUUCUCGCCGCGAUUGACACCGAUACAAUCUCUCAUCUCGCGAAGAUGGCGUGCGCAAUGGAUUUGCCGACACCGCAUAGCUGCACAACAACCCUGGCUCCGGACUCUGGCGACCACGAACGCGCCUGGCGGACCAGAUGAGAAGCCGUUCUAUGUGACGACUCCCAUCUUCUACGUCAAUGCCGCGCCUCAUAUCGGCCACAUGUACACCAUGGUGUUGGCGGAUGUGCUUAAACGAUGGCAAGUUCUGAAGGGCAGAAAAGCAAUAUUGCUCACCGGCACGGACGAGCAUGGGAUGAAGGUUCAGCGCGCAGCGCAAAAAGCAGGAAUAGAGCCUCAAGAUUUUGUGGAUCAGGGCGCGGAGGUGUUCAAGAGUCUUGCUGAGCGGGCGGGCAUCAGUAAUGACAUCUUCAUCAGGACCACAGACAAGCAUCACAAAGAAGGGGUGGAAUAUGCCUGGCAGAUGCUGGAAGAGCGAGGGCACAUCUAUGAGAGGAAGCAUGAAGGCUGGUAUAGCGUAUCGGAUGAGACUUUCUAUCCUCAGAAUCAGGUUCAAAUGAUUGUGGAGCCAGCGACUGGACGCAAGAUCAUGGCGAGUAUCGAGACGGGCAAAGAGGUGGAAUGGACCAACGAGCCGAAUUAUCAUUUUCGACUGAGCGACUUUCAAGGGAAAUUGUUGAAGUUUUACGAGGAAAACCCCGAUUAUAUCGAUCCACCAUCGAGGAUGAACGAGGUCGUGGCACAGGUCCGAGCCGGACUCGAAGAUCUUUCCAUCUCUCGUCCCGCGGAAAGACUGUCGUGGGGUGUCCCAGUACCUACAGAUGAUACGCAAACCAUCUACGUAUGGCUCGAUGCUCUUCUGAACUACGCAACAGCCGCCGGCUACCCCUUCACACCCGGGCAGGAGACGGCGUGUGGCUUUCCACCUGAUGUUCAAGUCGUUGGAAAGGAUAUUGUGCGCUUCCAUUGUAUCUACUGGCCCGCAUUCUUGAUGGCGCUCGAUCUGCCCAUUCCCAAGCGAGUUCUUACGCACGCGCACUGGACUCUCGGUAAGCACAAGAUGGCCAAGAGUAGCGGGAAUGGUGUCGAUCCGUUCUUUGCACUGGAAAGAUUUGGAGCGGACGGUCUGCGUUACUACUUGGUUCAGGACGGCGGCAUCGAGGACGACGCGGGCUACGACAACAGCUUCGUCAUUGGAAAGUACCGGAAGGGACUCCAGAAUGGCCUUGGAAAUCUGCUCUCACGUGUAACGCUAAACGAGAGGUGGAACAUCGAACGUGCAGUGAAGCGAUAUGCACGUCCCGACCAACCUGGCCCAGUCUCAGGCCUAGAUGGUGGCGAUGAAGGGCUGAGCAACUUCUGUGACAUGUUGAGAACGCAGCCCAGCCGUGUGGACGAACAAAUGAACCUACUUCGACCCAACAAAGCUUUGAAAAGCAUCAUGCGAAUCAUCUUCGAAUCCAAUGCAAUGUUAAAUUCACUGUCACCUUGGACGGUGGUCACACAGAUACAAUCAGCGAUGGCGGAUACCACCGGGCAAGAACUGGACGAGUUGCGACAAGCCGGAAGAUCCAUCGAAGCGUUGGAAGAGGAGAUUGAUAGGAGCAUUUACCUGGCAGUCGAAGCUCUGCGACUGGUGGGCAUCAUGCUCCAGCCUUUCAUGCCCACAGCUGCGAAACGUCAGCUGGACAUGCUGGGUGUCGCUGAAGAUCGCAGAAGCUGGGAAUGGUGUCAACUAGGGAAAGAUGACAGCUUCGGCGUCCCAGUGCUCAGGGUUGUAAAGGGAGACGAGGGCAGGUUGUUUCCACCAUUGACAAGCGCAUAUUAAAGCUGUGCUGUAUUUACCUUGGUACAGGUA
This is a messenger RNA of Sphaerulina musiva SO2202, 1898 nucleotides long. RefSeq names its product tRNA-synt_1g-domain-containing protein. The record is from RefSeq and is a predicted model, not a curated record. NCBI's taxonomy places the organism in Eukaryota, Fungi, Ascomycota, Dothideomycetes, Mycosphaerellales, Mycosphaerellaceae. Gene Ontology annotation, biological process: methionyl-tRNA aminoacylation. The transcript has a single exon. Bases 21 to 1868 code for a protein of 615 amino acids. Gene Ontology annotation, molecular function: methionine-tRNA ligase activity; ATP binding.